AUGGGUUGUAAUACAAUCACAGAUGACAACCAAACAAAGUGUCGUUUAUUCCUUGGCAACACAGCCCUUUCAUUUUUUGCGCUUUCUAUCGCACUUAUCAUGUUAAUGUUAUCGAUAUUAAGAUGGAAGAACGGGCGUGACGUUACACCAACAACUCAUGGUGUUAAAUCACAAGCUUAUUUGGUUCGAAAAGGUUCAUUAAGCAACGGUGAACCCGCAUUGUUCUUUUAUUCAAAGAAUAUGCACAAGCCUUAUAAUACCCAAAAAUAUACGUCCAAUUCAAUUGGGGUGAAUCCAACUUCUCCCGUUAAUAUUUCAAUACCCGAACCCGAAAUGGUCGCUAACUCAAAAUGUAGUCGUAGUGUUUAUGUUGGAAUGGAUAAUUAUGAAGGGGAGAAAGAUGAUCCUGCUUUGAAGUAUUGA
This is a messenger RNA of Funneliformis caledonium, 423 nucleotides long. The record is from the annotation of a GenBank genome assembly. NCBI's taxonomy places the organism in Eukaryota, Fungi, Glomeromycota, Glomeromycetes, Glomerales, Glomeraceae.